Messenger RNA from Seminavis robusta, 315 nucleotides. NCBI's taxonomy places the organism in Eukaryota, Bacillariophyta, Bacillariophyceae, Naviculales, Naviculaceae. The record is from the annotation of a GenBank genome assembly.
AUGGAAGAUGGCACAGAAGUGGGUACUACUGAAUGUAUCACUAAAGAAUCUAUUGAGGAGGUCAUGCUCGAGGUCAAUUCCACUAAGUAUCAGCAAUGCAUGAACUCACAAUUCAUGCAAGACCCACUCCUGUCUGAACUUGGAUACAUUGGUAACACAGACACUGCAGAGGAAAUCUUGCAAGGUAGUUACCAGUGCUCCCCUGUACUUAAUCAGUACACCCAAGCAGUGAUCCAACACAUGAGAAUCCCUCCAGGCCUCCACGUUCCUCAAAGCAUUGCACAUGUUCCUACGCCGGACCAUACAGCCGCCUGA